AUGGAGCCAGGACCGUCCGUUGUGGAACCCCUGUACUUCCCAAUAAGGCCCAGAAACACAGUUCCCCAGCGUGAAGAACUGUGUGAUUCCUGUCAGGCAAUUUGUGAUCCAGGAAACACAGGUAGGAUCCACGCCCAUCUCUGUGGGCUUGUCUUUGAGUAUGAUCGGUUGGAUGGUGUUGAAUGUUAUGGUGACCUGUUGUUAUGAUGACCUGUCAGUUCAUUGACCUAUUGUUAUAAGUGGUAUCAUGAAAAUAAGACCAUCUUAAGAAGAGAGACUGAUUUUUAUUAGAAAACAUAACCUGAAACUGGAUAUCUCUUGCAGGGUUUUAUAGUCCUGAAUAUGUAAAGGAUUCGUAAUAUCAUUGACUAUGAAACCUUUUAAGUUUUUUUGUAGGAUCAGAUUAACAAAAAACAACUGGCACUCUCAUGAUCACUUCUAAUUGUACAGGAAAAAGUGAAAUAUUGCAAAAAGUAUUAAUGGUAGAAAGGUGAAAAGUACACCCCACUAGAUGGUGCUGUCAUACCAUAAUCAAAAAUUACUAUGGUUACAUUCUGACUGUAAACUUCUUUUGAGUACUUCCACAUUUCACGGGGAGGUUGUAAUACAUACAUUUUUUGGCAUUUGUCUAUCCGAAGCACCUUGACUGAUCAUUUUCCUUGUAAUGCACAUAGGACAUACAAUUUUAGCAAUUUUUUUUAUUUUUACCUUCAUCCAAGUAUUUUAGCUUCAGCUCUGUAAUAUUUUCUACAUUUUUAUGUGGGGAAGUCACUGAAGCACACCACUAGAUGGUGCUGUUUUUCCAUUAUUACAAAUGAGUCUCAUCACCCUGUGAUGAAGAAAAUGUCAAAAUGGAGAACCAACCAUCAAUGGUCACAUAUUGCCCCCUGCCCAAUUGAAAAAUAAAAGCCCUUUUUCUGUGUACGAACCAAACUUUUGAAAUAAAGAACAAUUAUGACAAACCGAAAGUUGAACAUACAGGGCUCCAGCAUCAAAAUGGAGAAUCAACUUCAAAUAGCUCCAGAGUGCCACCUUCAAAUUUAAAAAAAAAAAAAGUAAGCCCCACUCCUGUGUUUGACCAAAACCUUUGGAAUUGAUGUCACUUAUGUUUGACCUCAAGACAAACAAAAAUGGGUUCAAUGUUAAAAUUGAGGUCCUUCAAGAAAUAGCUACAUAGCACCCCCUUCAUACUUUCAAAAUGAAACCCCUGCUUCUUUGAGUGACUCAGACCAAUGGACUAACAGACACUUAUCUUGGAUCCAACUGAAAAUGGCACGACUGCGUUCUCUACAACAUUUCUAAAUGAAAGCCCUGCUCUGGUGCGCGUCCAAAACCUGUGGAAUUAGUGACACUGAAUUUGAACCUUAACACGAACAAAAGCAGUUUGAAUAUCAAAAUGGAGAUCCAUCAAAACAUGGCUCUAUGGCGCCACCUUCAAAUUUCUUCAAUGUGAACCACGCUCCCGUGUUUGACCUAAACCUAUGAAAUUGAUGACACUUAUGUUUGACCUCAAGACGAACAAAAAGGGUUUAACUGUCAUAAUGGAUAUCCAUCAUAAAAAGGCCCCAUAGCGCCCCCUUCAAAAUUUCAAAACGUAAACCCGCUCCUGUGGUCCAGACAAGUGGAUUCAAUGACACUUAUCUUGAACCCCAAGAGGAAAAGAAAUGGGUGCCAAUGUAAAAAUUGGGGACCCAUCAAAAAAUUCCUUAAUUUCUCCCUCUACAAAAUUUCAAAAUGUAAGUUCAGCUCCUGUGUUUGACCUAAACCGAGGGAUUCAAUGACACCUACGUUGGACUCAAAGUUAAACAAAAAGUUUUCCACUGUCAAAAUGGAUUUCCAACAAAAAUGUGGUCAUAGCGCCCUCUACAAAAAUUUCAGGACUCAGUGCUGUAUUUGAAGUCUGGUGUAUACCCUGUCAAUAGGAAUGGAGCCAGGACCGUCCGUUGUGGAACCCCUGUACUUCUCAAUAAGGCCCAGAAACACAGUUCCCCAGCGUGAAGAACUGUGUGAUUCCUGUCAGGCAAUUUGUGAUCCAGGAAACACAGGUAGGAUCCACGCCCAUCUCUGUGGGCUUGUCUUUGAGUAUGAUUGGUUGGAUGGUGUUGAAUGUUAUGGUGACCUGUUGUUAUGAUGACCUGUCAGUUCAUUGACCUAUUGUUAUAAGUGGUAUCAUGAAAAUAAGACCAUCUUAAGAAGAGAGACUGAUUUUUAUUAGAAAACAUAACCUGAAACUGGAUAUCUCUUGCAGGGUUUUAUAGUCCUGAAUAUGUAAAGGAUUCGUAAUAUCAUUGACUAUGAAACCUUUUAAGUUUUUUUUAUAGGAUCAGAUUAACAAAAAACAACUGGCACUCUCAUGAUCACUUCUAAUUGUACAGGAAAAAGUGAAAUAUUGCAAAAAGUAUUAAUGGUAGAAAGGUGAAAAGUACACCCCACUAGAUGGUGCUGUCAUACCAUAAUCAAAAAUUACUAUGGUUACAUUCUGACUGUAAACUUCUUUUGAGUACUUCCACAUUCCACGGGGAGGUUGUAAUACAUACAUUUUUAGGCAUUUGUCUAUCCGAAGCACCUCGACUGUUAAUUUUUUCUUGUAAUUCACAGAAGACAUACAAUUUUAGCAAUUCUUUUUUAUUUUUACCUUCAUCCAAGUAUUUUAGCUUCAGCUCUGUAAUAUUUUCUACAUUUUUAUGUGGGGAAGUCACUGAAGCACACCACUAGAUGGUGCUGUUUUUCCAUUAUUACAAAUGAGUCUCAUCACCCUGUGAUGAAGAAAAUGUCAAAAUGGAGAACCAACCAUCAAUGGUCACAUAUUGCCCCCUGCCCAAUUGAAAAAUAAAAGCCCUUUUUCUGUGUACGAACCAAACUUUUGAAAUAAAGAACAAUUAUGACAAACCGAAAGUUGAACAUACAGGGCUCCAGCAUCAAAAUGGAGAAUCAACUUCAAAUAGCUCAAGAGUGCCACCUUCAAAUUUAAAAAAAAAAAAAGUAAGCCCCACUCCUGUGUUUGACCAAAACCUUUGGAAUUGAUGUCACUUAUGUUUGACCUCAAGACAAACAAAAAUGGGUUCAAUGUUAAAAUUGAGGUCCUUCAAGAAAUAGCUACAUAGCACCCCCUUCAUACUUUCAAAAUGAAACCCCUGCUUCUUUGAGUGACUCAGACCAAUGGACUAACAGACGCUUAUCUUGGAUCCAACUGAAAAUGGCACGACUGCGUUCUCUACAACAUUUCUAAAUGAAAGCCCUGCUCUGGUGCGCGUCCAAAACCUGUGGAAUUAGUGACACUGAAUUUGAACCUUAAAACGAACAAAAGCAGUUUGAAUAUCAAAAUGGAGAUCCAUCAAAACAUGGCUCUAUGGCGCCACCUUCAAAUUUCUUCAAUGUGAACCACGCUCCCGUGUUUGACCUAAACCUAUGAAAUUGAUGACACUUAUGUUUGACCUCAAGACGAACAAAAAGGGUUUAACUGUCAUAAUGGAUAUCCAUCAUAAAAAGGCCCCAUAGCGCCCCCUUCAAAAUUUCAAAACGUAAACCCGCUCCUGUGGUCCAGACAAGUGGAUUCAAUGACACUAAUCUUGAACCCCAAGAGGAAAAGAAAUGGGUGCCAAUGUAAAAAUUGGGGACCCAUCAAAAAAUUCCUUCAUUUCUCCCUCUACAAAAUUUCAAAAUGUAAGUUCAGCUCCUGUGUUUGACCUAAACCGAGGGAUUCAAUGACACCUACGUUGGACUCAAAGUUAAACAAAAAGUUUUCCACUGUCAAAAUGGAUUUCCAACAAAAAUGUGGUCAUAGCGCCCUCUACAAAAAUUUCAGGACUCAGUGCUGUAUUUGAAGUCUGGUGUAUACCCUGUCAAUAGGAAUGGAGCCUGGACCGUCCGUUGUGGAACCCCUGUACUUCCCAAUAAGGCCCAGAAACACAGUUCCCCAGCGUGAAGAACUGUGUGAUUCCUGUCAGGCAAUUUGUGAUCCAGGAAACACAGGUAGGAUCCACGCCCAUCUCUGUGGGCUUGUCUUUGAGUAUGAUCGGUUGGAUGGUGUUGAAUGUUAUGGUGACCUGUUGUUAUGAUGACCUGUCAGUUCAUUGACCUAUUGUUAUAAGUGGUAUCAUAAAAAAAUAAGACCAUCUUAAGAAGAGAGACUGAUUUUUAUUAGAAAACAUAACCUGAAACUGGAUAUCUCUUGCAGGGUUUUAUAGUCCUGAAUAUGUAAAGGAUUCGUAAUAUCAUUGACUAUGAAACCUUUUAAGUUUUUUUUGUAGGAUCAGAUUAACAAAAAACAACUGGCACUCUCAUGAUCACUUCUAAUUGUACAGGAAAAAGUGAAAUAUUGCAAAAAGUAUUAAUGGUAGAAAGGUGAAAAGUACACCCCACUAGAUGGUGCUGUCAUACCAUAAUCAAAAAUUACUAUGGUUACAUUCUGACUGUAAACUUCUUUUGAGUACUUCCACAUUUCACGGGGAGGUUGUAAUACAUACAUUUUUUGGCAUUUGUCUAUCCGAAGCACCUUGACUGAUCAUUUUCCUUGUAAUGCACAUAGGACAUACAAUUUUAGCAAUUUUUUUUAUUUUUACCUUCAUCCAAGUAUUUUAGCUUCAGCUCUGUAAUAUUUUCUACAUUUUUAUGUGGGGAAGUCACUGAAGCACACCACUAGAUGGUGCUGUUUUUCCAUUAUUACAAAUGAGUCUCAUCACCCUGUGAUGAAGAAAAUGUCAAAAUGGAGAACCAACCAUCAAUGGUCACAUAUUGCCCCCUGCCCAAUUGAAAAAUAAAAGCCCUUUUUCUGUGUACGAACCAAACUUUUGAAAUAAAGAACAAUUAUGACAAACCGAAAGUUGAACAUACAGGGCUCCAGCAUCAAAAUGGAGAAUCAACUUCAAAUAGCUCCAGAGUGCCACCUUCAAAUUUAAAAAAAAAAAAAGUAAGCCCCACUCCUGUGUUUGACCAAAACCUUUGGAAUUGAUGUCACUUAUGUUUGACCUCAAGACAAACAAAAAUGGGUUCAAUGUUAAAAUUGAGGUCCUUCAAGAAAUAGCUACAUAGCACCCCCUUCAUACUUUCAAAAUGAAACCCCUGCUUCUUUGAGUGACUCAGACCAAUGGACUAACAGACACUUAUCUUGGAUCCAACUGAAAAUGGCACGACUGCGUUCUCUACAACAUUUCUAAAUGAAAGCCCUGCUCUGGUGCGCGUCCAAAACCUGUGGAAUUAGUGACACUGAAUUUGAACCUUAACACGAACAAAAGCAGUUUGAAUAUCAAAAUGGAGAUCCAUCAAAACAUGGCUCUAUGGCGCCACCUUCAAAUUUCUUCAAUGUGAACCACGCUCCCGUGUUUGACCUAAACCUAUGAAAUUGAUGACACUUAUGUUUGACCUCAAGACGAACAAAAAGGGUUUAACUGUCAUAAUGGAUAUCCAUCAUAAAAAGGCCCCAUAGCGCCCCCUUCAAAAUUUCAAAACGUAAACCCGCUCCUGUGGUCCAGACAAGUGGAUUCAAUGACACUUAUCUUGAACCCCAAGAGGAAAAGAAAUGGGUGCCAAUGUAAAAAUUGGGGACCCAUCAAAAAAUUCCUUAAUUUCUCCCUCUACAAAAUUUCAAAAUGUAAGUUCAGCUCCUGUGUUUGACCUAAACCGAGGGAUUCAAUGACACCUACGUUGGACUCAAAGUUAAACAAAAAGUUUUCCACUGUCAAAAUGGAUUUCCAACAAAAAUGUGGUCAUAGCGCCCUCUACAAAAAUUUCAGGACUCAGUGCUGUAUUUGAAGUCUGGUGUAUACCCUGUCAAUAGGAAUGGAGCCAGGACCGUCCGUUGUGGAACCCCUGUACUUCUCAAUAAGGCCCAGAAACACAGUUCCCCAGCGUGAAGAACUGUGUGAUUCCUGUCAGGCAAUUUGUGAUCCAGGAAACACAGGUAGGAUCCACGCCCAUCUCUGUGGGCUUGUCUUUGAGUAUGAUUGGUUGGAUGGUGUUGAAUGUUAUGGUGACCUGUUGUUAUGAUGACCUGUCAGUUCAUUGACCUAUUGUUAUAAGUGGUAUCAUGAAAAUAAGACCAUCUUAAGAAGAGAGACUGAUUUUUAUUAGAAAACAUAACCUGAAACUGGAUAUCUCUUGCAGGGUUUUAUAGUCCUGAAUAUGUAAAGGAUUCGUAAUAUCAUUGACUAUGAAACCUUUUAAGUUUUUUUUAUAGGAUCAGAUUAACAAAAAACAACUGGCACUCUCAUGAUCACUUCUAAUUGUACAGGAAAAAGUGAAAUAUUGCAAAAAGUAUUAAUGGUAGAAAGGUGAAAAGUACACCCCACUAGAUGGUGCUGUCAUACCAUAAUCAAAAAUUACUAUGGUUACAUUCUGACUGUAAACUUCUUUUGAGUACUUCCACAUUUCACGGGGAGGUUGUAAUACAUACAUUUUUUGGCAUUUGUCUAUCCGAAGCACCUUGACUGAUCAUUUUCCUUGUAAUGCACAUAGGACAUACAAUUUUAGCAAUUUUUUUUAUUUUUACCUUCAUCCAAGUAUUUUAGCUUCAGCUCUGUAAUAUUUUCUACAUUUUUAUGUGGGGAAGUCACUGAAGCACACCACUAGAUGGUGCUGUUUUUCCAUUAUUACAAAUGAGUCUCAUCACCCUGUGAUGAAGAAAAUGUCAAAAUGGAGAACCAACCAUCAAUGGUCACAUAUUGCCCCCUGCCCAAUUGAAAAAUAAAAGCCCUUUUUCUGUGUACGAACCAAACUUUUGAAAUAAAGAACAAUUAUGACAAACCGAAAGUUGAACAUACAGGGCUCCAGCAUCAAAAUGGAGAAUCAACUUCAAAUAGCUCCAGAGUGCCACCUUCAAAUUUAAAAAAAAAAAAAGUAAGCCCCACUCCUGUGUUUGACCAAAACCUUUGGAAUUGAUGUCACUUAUGUUUGACCUCAAGACAAACAAAAAUGGGUUCAAUGUUAAAAUUGAGGUCCUUCAAGAAAUAGCUACAUAGCACCCCCUUCAUACUUUCAAAAUGAAACCCCUGCUUCUUUGAGUGACUCAGACCAAUGGACUAACAGACACUUAUCUUGGAUCCAACUGAAAAUGGCACGACUGCGUUCUCUACAACAUUUCUAAAUGAAAGCCCUGCUCUGGUGCGCGUCCAAAACCUGUGGAAUUAGUGACACUGAAUUUGAACCUUAACACGAACAAAAGCAGUUUGAAUAUCAAAAUGGAGAUCCAUCAAAACAUGGCUCUAUGGCGCCACCUUCAAAUUUCUUCAAUGUGAACCACGCUCCCGUGUUUGACCUAAACCUAUGAAAUUGAUGACACUUAUGUUUGACCUCAAGACGAACAAAAAGGGUUUAACUGUCAUAAUGGAUAUCCAUCAUAAAAAGGCCCCAUAGCGCCCCCUUCAAAAUUUCAAAACGUAAACCCGCUCCUGUGGUCCAGACAAGUGGAUUCAAUGACACUUAUCUUGAACCCCAAGAGGAAAAGAAAUGGGUGCCAAUGUAAAAAUUGGGGACCCAUCAAAAAAUUCCUUAAUUUCUCCCUCUACAAAAUUUCAAAAUGUAAGUUCAGCUCCUGUGUUUGACCUAAACCGAGGGAUUCAAUGACACCUACGUUGGACUCAAAGUUAAACAAAAAGUUUUCCACUGUCAAAAUGGAUUUCCAACAAAAAUGUGGUCAUAGCGCCCUCUACAAAAAUUUCAGGACUCAGUGCUGUAUUUGAAGUCUGGUGUAUACCCUGUCAAUAGGAAUGGAGCCAGGACCGUCCGUUGUGGAACCCCUGUACUUCUCAAUAAGGCCCAGAAACACAGUUCCCCAGCGUGAAGAACUGUGUGAUUCCUGUCAGGCAAUUUGUGAUCCAGGAAACACAGGUAGGAUCCACGCCCAUCUCUGUGGGCUUGUCUUUGAGUAUGAUUGGUUGGAUGGUGUUGAAUGUUAUGGUGACCUGUUGUUAUGAUGACCUGUCAGUUCAUUGACCUAUUGUUAUAAGUGGUAUCAUGAAAAUAAGACCAUCUUAAGAAGAGAGACUGAUUUUUAUUAGAAAACAUAACCUGAAACUGGAUAUCUCUUGCAGGGUUUUAUAGUCCUGAAUAUGUAAAGGAUUCGUAAUAUCAUUGACUAUGAAACCUUUUAAGUUUUUUUUAUAGGAUCAGAUUAACAAAAAACAACUGGCACUCUCAUGAUCACUUCUAAUUGUACAGGAAAAAGUGAAAUAUUGCAAAAAGUAUUAAUGGUAGAAAGGUGAAAAGUACACCCCACUAGAUGGUGCUGUCAUACCAUAAUCAAAAAUUACUAUGGUUACAUUCUGACUGUAAACUUCUUUUGAGUACUUCCACAUUCCACGGGGAGGUUGUAAUACAUACAUUUUUAGGCAUUUGUCUAUCCGAAGCACCUCGACUGUUAAUUUUUUCUUGUAAUUCACAGAAGACAUACAAUUUUAGCAAUUCUUUUUUAUUUUUACCUUCAUCCAAGUAUUUUAGCUUCAGCUCUGUAAUAUUUUCUACAUUUUUAUGUGGGGAAGUCACUGAAGCACACCACUAGAUGGUGCUGUUUUUCCAUUAUUACAAAUGAGUCUCAUCACCCUGUGAUGAAGAAAAUGUCAAAAUGGAGAACCAACCAUCAAUGGUCACAUAUUGCCCCCUGCCCAAUUGAAAAAUAAAAGCCCUUUUUCUGUGUACGAACCAAACUUUUGAAAUAAAGAACAAUUAUGACAAACCGAAAGUUGAACAUACAGGGCUCCAGCAUCAAAAUGGAGAAUCAACUUCAAAUAGCUCAAGAGUGCCACCUUCAAAUUUAAAAAAAAAAAAAAGUAAGCCCCACUCCUGUGUUUGACCAAAACCUUUGGAAUUGAUGUCACUUAUGUUUGACCUCAAGACAAACAAAAAUGGGUUCAAUGUUAAAAUUGAGGUCCUUCAAGAAAUAGCUACAUAGCACCCCCUUCAUACUUUCAAAAUGAAACCCCUGCUUCUUUGAGUGACUCAGACCAAUGGACUAACAGACGCUUAUCUUGGAUCCAACUGAAAAUGGCACGACUGCGUUCUCUACAACAUUUCUAAAUGAAAGCCCUGCUCUGGUGCGCGUCCAAAACCUGUGGAAUUAGUGACACUGAAUUUGAACCUUAAAACGAACAAAAGCAGUUUGAAUAUCAAAAUGGAGAUCCAUCAAAACAUGGCUCUAUGGCGCCACCUUCAAAUUUCUUCAAUGUGAACCACGCUCCCGUGUUUGACCUAAACCUAUGAAAUUGAUGACACUUAUGUUUGACCUCAAGACGAACAAAAAGGGUUUAACUGUCAUAAUGGAUAUCCAUCAUAAAAAGGCCCCAUAGCGCCCCCUUCAAAAUUUCAAAACGUAAACCCGCUCCUGUGGUCCAGACAAGUGGAUUCAAUGACACUAAUCUUGAACCCCAAGAGGAAAAGAAAUGGGUGCCAAUGUAAAAAUUGGGGACCCAUCAAAAAAUUCCUUCAUUUCUCCCUCUACAAAAUUUCAAAAUGUAAGUUCAGCUCCUGUGUUUGACCUAAACCGAGGGAUUCAAUGACACCUACGUUGGACUCAAAGUUAAACAAAAAGUUUUCCACUGUCAAAAUGGAUUUCCAACAAAAAUGUGGUCAUAGCGCCCUCUACAAAAAUUUCAGGACUCAGUGCUGUAUUUGAAGUCUGGUGUAUACCCUGUCAAUAGGAAUGGAGCCAGGACCGUCCGUUGUGGAACCCCUGUACUUCCCAAUAAGGCCCAGAAACACAGUUCCCCAGCGUGAAGAACUGUGUGAUUCCUGUCAGGCAAUUUGUGAUCCAGGAAACACAGGUAGGAUCCACGCCCAUCUCUGUGGGCUUGUCUUUGAGUAUGAUCGGUUGGAUGGUGUUGAAUGUUAUGGUGACCUGUUGUUAUGAUGACCUGUCAGUUCAUUGACCUAUUGUUAUAAGUGGUAUCAUGAAAAUAAGACCAUCUUAAGAAGAGAGACUGAUUUUUAUUAGAAAACAUAACCUGAAACUGGAUAUCUCUUGCAGGGUUUUAUAGUCCUGAAUAUGUAAAGGAUUCGUAAUAUCAUUGACUAUGAAACCUUUUAAGUUUUUUUUGUAGGAUCAGAUUAACAAAAAACAACUGGCACUCUCAUGAUCACUUCUAAUUGUACAGGAAAAAGUGAAAUAUUGCAAAAAGUAUUAAUGGUAGAAAGGUGAAAAGUACACCCCACUAGAUGGUGCUGUCAUACCAUAAUCAAAAAUUACUAUGGUUACAUUCUGACUGUAAACUUCUUUUGAGUACUUCCACAUUUCACGGGGAGGUUGUAAUACAUACAUUUUUUGGCAUUUGUCUAUCCGAAGCACCUUGACUGAUCAUUUUCCUUGUAAUGCACAUAGGACAUACAAUUUUAGCAAUUUUUUUUAUUUUUACCUUCAUCCAAGUAUUUUAGCUUCAGCUCUGUAAUAUUUUCUACAUUUUUAUGUGGGGAAGUCACUGAAGCACACCACUAGAUGGUGCUGUUUUUCCAUUAUUACAAAUGAGUCUCAUCACCCUGUGAUGAAGAAAAUGUCAAAAUGGAGAACCAACCAUCAAUGGUCACAUAUUGCCCCCUGCCCAAUUGAAAAAUAAAAGCCCUUUUUCUGUGUACGAACCAAACUUUUGAAAUAAAGAACAAUUAUGACAAACCGAAAGUUGAACAUACAGGGCUCCAGCAUCAAAAUGGAGAAUCAACUUCAAAUAGCUCCAGAGUGCCACCUUCAAAUUUAAAAAAAAAAAAAGUAAGCCCCACUCCUGUGUUUGACCAAAACCUUUGGAAUUGAUGUCACUUAUGUUUGACCUCAAGACAAACAAAAAUGGGUUCAAUGUUAAAAUUGAGGUCCUUCAAGAAAUAGCUACAUAGCACCCCCUUCAUACUUUCAAAAUGAAACCCCUGCUUCUUUGAGUGACUCAGACCAAUGGACUAACAGACACUUAUCUUGGAUCCAACUGAAAAUGGCACGACUGCGUUCUCUACAACAUUUCUAAAUGAAAGCCCUGCUCUGGUGCGCGUCCAAAACCUGUGGAAUUAGUGACACUGAAUUUGAACCUUAACACGAACAAAAGCAGUUUGAAUAUCAAAAUGGAGAUCCAUCAAAACAUGGCUCUAUGGCGCCACCUUCAAAUUUCUUCAAUGUGAACCACGCUCCCGUGUUUGACCUAAACCUAUGAAAUUGAUGACACUUAUGUUUGACCUCAAGACGAACAAAAAGGGUUUAACUGUCAUAAUGGAUAUCCAUCAUAAAAAGGCCCCAUAGCGCCCCCUUCAAAAUUUCAAAACGUAAACCCGCUCCUGUGGUCCAGACAAGUGGAUUCAAUGACACUUAUCUUGAACCCCAAGAGGAAAAGAAAUGGGUGCCAAUGUAAAAAUUGGGGACCCAUCAAAAAAUUCCUUAAUUUCUCCCUCUACAAAAUUUCAAAAUGUAAGUUCAGCUCCUGUGUUUGACCUAAACCGAGGGAUUCAAUGACACCUACGUUGGACUCAAAGUUAAACAAAAAGUUUUCCACUGUCAAAAUGGAUUUCCAACAAAAAUGUGGUCAUAGCGCCCUCUACAAAAAUUUCAGGACUCAGUGCUGUAUUUGAAGUCUGGUGUAUACCCUGUCAAUAGGAAUGGAGCCAGGACCGUCCGUUGUGGAACCCCUGUACUUCUCAAUAAGGCCCAGAAACACAGUUCCCCAGCGUGAAGAACUGUGUGAUUCCUGUCAGGCAAUUUGUGAUCCAGGAAACACAGGUAGGAUCCACGCCCAUCUCUGUGGGCUUGUCUUUGAGUAUGAUUGGUUGGAUGGUGUUGAAUGUUAUGGUGACCUGUUGUUAUGAUGACCUGUCAGUUCAUUGACCUAUUGUUAUAAGUGGUAUCAUGAAAAUAAGACCAUCUUAAGAAGAGAGACUGAUUUUUAUUAGAAAACAUAACCUGAAACUGGAUAUCUCUUGCAGGGUUUUAUAGUCCUGAAUAUGUAAAGGAUUCGUAAUAUCAUUGACUAUGAAACCUUUUAAGUUUUUUUUAUAGGAUCAGAUUAACAAAAAACAACUGGCACUCUCAUGAUCACUUCUAAUUGUACAGGAAAAAGUGAAAUAUUGCAAAAAGUAUUAAUGGUAGAAAGGUGAAAAGUACACCCCACUAGAUGGUGCUGUCAUACCAUAAUCAAAAAUUACUAUGGUUACAUUCUGACUGUAAACUUCUUUUGAGUACUUCCACAUUUCACGGGGAGGUUGUAAUACAUACAUUUUUUGGCAUUUGUCUAUCCGAAGCACCUUGACUGAUCAUUUUCCUUGUAAUGCACAUAGGACAUACAAUUUUAGCAAUUUUUUUUAUUUUUACCUUCAUCCAAGUAUUUUAGCUUCAGCUCUGUAAUAUUUUCUACAUUUUUAUGUGGGGAAGUCACUGAAGCACACCACUAGAUGGUGCUGUUUUUCCAUUAUUACAAAUGAGUCUCAUCACCCUGUGAUGAAGAAAAUGUCAAAAUGGAGAACCAACCAUCAAUGGUCACAUAUUGCCCCCUGCCCAAUUGAAAAAUAAAAGCCCUUUUUCUGUGUACGAACCAAACUUUUGAAAUAAAGAACAAUUAUGACAAACCGAAAGUUGAACAUACAGGGCUCCAGCAUCAAAAUGGAGAAUCAACUUCAAAUAGCUCCAGAGUGCCACCUUCAAAUUUAAAAAAAAAAAAAAGUAAGCCCCACUCCUGUGUUUGACCAAAACCUUUGGAAUUGAUGUCACUUAUGUUUGACCUCAAGACAAACAAAAAUGGGUUCAAUGUUAAAAUUGAGGUCCUUCAAGAAAUAGCUACAUAGCACCCCCUUCAUACUUUCAAAAUGAAACCCCUGCUUCUUUGAGUGACUCAGACCAAUGGACUAACAGACACUUAUCUUGGAUCCAACUGAAAAUGGCACGACUGCGUUCUCUACAACAUUUCUAAAUGAAAGCCCUGCUCUGGUGCGCGUCCAAAACCUGUGGAAUUAGUGACACUGAAUUUGAACCUUAACACGAACAAAAGCAGUUUGAAUAUCAAAAUGGAGAUCCAUCAAAACAUGGCUCUAUGGCGCCACCUUCAAAUUUCUUCAAUGUGAACCACGCUCCCGUGUUUGACCUAAACCUAUGAAAUUGAUGUCACUUAUGUUUGACCUCAAGACGAACAAAAAGGGUUUAACUGUCAUAAUGGAUAUCCAUCAUAAAAAGGCCCCAUAGCGCCCCCUUCAAAAUUUCAAAACGUAAACCCGCUCCUGUGGUCCAGACAAGUGGAUUCAAUGACACUUAUCUUGAACCCCAAGAGGAAAAGAAAUGGGUUCCAAUGUAAAAAUUGGGGACCCAUCAAAAAAUUCCUUCAUUUCUCCCUCUACAAAAUUUCAAAAUGUAAGUUCAGCUCCUGUGUUUGACCUAAACCGAGGGAUUCAAUGACACCUACGUUGGACUCAAAGUUAAACAAAAAGUUUUCCACUGUCAAAAUGGAUUUCCAACAAAAAUGUGGUCAUAGCGCCCUCUACAAAAAUUUCAGGACUCAGUGCUGUAUUUGAAGUCUGGUGUAUACCCUGUCAAUAGGAAUGGAGCCAGGACCGUCCGUUGUGGAACCCCUGUACUUCCCAAUAAGGCCCAGAAACACAGUUCCCCAGCGUGAAGAACUGUGUGAUUCCUGUCAGGCAAUUUGUGAUCCAGGAAACACAGGUAGGAUCCACGCCCAUCUCUGUGGGCUUGUCUUUGAGUAUGAUUGGUUGGAUGGUGUUGAAUGUUAUGGUGACCUGUUGUUAUGAUGACCUGUCAGUUCAUUGACCUAUUGUUAUAAGUGGUAUCAUGAAAAUAAGACCAUCUUAAGAAGAGAGACUGAUUUUUAUUAGAAAACAUAACCUGAAACUGGAUAUCUCUUGCAGGGUUUUAUAGUCCUGAAUAUGUAAAGGAUUCGUAAUAUCAUUGACUAUGAAACCUUUUAAGUUUUUUUUGUAGGAUCAGAUUAACAAAAAACAACUGGCACUCUCAUGAUCACUUCUAAUUGUACAGGAAAAAGUGAAAUAUUGCAAAAAGUAUUAAUGGUAGAAAGGUGAAAAGUACACCCCACUAGAUGGUGCUGUCAUACCAUAAUCAAAAAUUACUAUGGUUACAUUCUGACUGUAAACUUCUUUUGAGUACUUCCACAUUCCACGGGGAGGUUGUAAUACAUACAUUUUUAGGCAUUUGUCUAUCCGAAGCACCUCGACUGAUCAUUUUUCCUUGUAAUGCACAGAAGACAUACAAUUUUAGCAAUUCUUUUUUAUUUUUACCUUCAUCCAAGUAUUUUAGCUUCAGCUCUGUAAUAUUUUCUAAAUUUUUAUGUGGGGAAGUCACUGAAGCACACCACUAGAUGGUGCUGUUUUUCCAUUAUUACAAAUGAGUCUCAUCACCCUGUGAUGAAGAAAAUGUCAAGAUGGAGAACCAACCAUCAAUGGUCACAUAUUGCCCCCUACCCAAUUGAAAAAUAAAAGCCCUUUUUCUGUGUACGAACCAAACUUUUGAAAUAAAGAACAAUUAUGACAAACCGAAAGUUGAACAUACAGGGCUCCAGCAUCAAAAUGGAGAAUCAACUUCAAAUAGCUCCAGAGUGCCAGCUUCAAAUUUAAAAAAAAAAAAAGUAAGCCCCACUCCUGUGUUUGACCAAAACCUUUGGAAUUGAUGUCACUUAUGUUUGACCUCAAGACAAACAAAAAUGGGUUCAAUGUCAAAAUUGAGGUCCUUUAAGAAAUAACUACAUAGCACCCCCUUCAUAAUUUCAAAAUGAAACCCCUGCUUCUUUGAGUGACUCAGACAAAUGGACUAACAGACACUUAUCUUGGAUCCAACUGAAAAUGGCACGACUGCGUUCUCUACAACAUUUCUAAAUGAAAGCCCUGCUCUGGUGCGCGUCCAAAACCUGUGGAAUUAGUGACACUGAAUUUGAACCUUAACACGAACAAAAGCAGUUUGAAUAUCAAAAUGGAGAUCCAUCAAAACAUGGCUCUAUGGCGCCACCUUCAAAUUUCUUCAAUGUGAACCACGCUCCCGUGUUUGACCUAAACCUAUGAAAUUGAUGACACUUAUGUUUGACCUCAAGACGAACAAAAAGGGUUUAACUGUCAUAAUGGAUAUCCAUCAUAAAAAGGCCCCAUAGCGCCCCCUUCAAAAUUUCAAAACGUAAACCCGCUCCUGUGGUCCAGACAAGUGGAUUCAAUGACACUUAUCUUGAACCCCAAGAGGAAAAGAAAUGGGUGCCAAUGUAAAAAUUGGGGACCCAUCAAAAAAUUCCUUAAUUUCUCCCUCUACAAAAUUUCAAAAUGUAAGUUCAGCUCCUGUGUUUGACCUAAACCGAGGGAUUCAAUGACACCUACGUUGGACUCAAAGUUAAACAAAAAGUUUUCCACUGUCAAAAUGGAUUUCCAACAAAAAUGUGGUCAUAGCGCCCUCUACAAAAAUUUCAGGACUCAGUGCUGUAUUUGAAGUCUGGUGUAUACCCUGUCAAUAGGAAUGGAGCCAGGACCGUCCGUUGUGGAACCCCUGUACUUCUCAAUAAGGCCCAGAAACACAGUUCCCCAGCGUGAAGAACUGUGUGAUUCCUGUCAGGCAAUUUGUGAUCCAGGAAACACAGGUAGGAUCCACGCCCAUCUCUGUGGGCUUGUCUUUGAGUAUGAUUGGUUGGAUGGUGUUGAAUGUUAUGGUGACCUGUUGUUAUGAUGACCUGUCAGUUCAUUGACCUAUUGUUAUAAGUGGUAUCAUGAAAAUAAGACCAUCUUAAGAAGAGAGACUGAUUUUUAUUAGAAAACAUAACCUGAAACUGGAUAUCUCUUGCAGGGUUUUAUAGUCCUGAAUAUGUAAAGGAUUCGUAAUAUCAUUGACUAUGAAACCUUUUAAGUUUUUUUUAUAGGAUCAGAUUAACAAAAAACAACUGGCACUCUCAUGAUCACUUCUAAUUGUACAGGAAAAAGUGAAAUAUUGCAAAAAGUAUUAAUGGUAGAAAGGUGAAAAGUACACCCCACUAGAUGGUGCUGUCAUACCAUAAUCAAAAAUUACUAUGGUUACAUUCUGACUGUAAACUUCUUUUGAGUACUUCCACAUUUCACGGGGAGGUUGUAAUACAUACAUUUUUUGGCAUUUGUCUAUCCGAAGCACCUUGACUGAUCAUUUUCCUUGUAAUGCACAUAGGACAUACAAUUUUAGCAAUUUUUUUUAUUUUUACCUUCAUCCAAGUAUUUUAGCUUCAGCUCUGUAAUAUUUUCUACAUUUUUAUGUGGGGAAGUCACUGAAGCACACCACUAGAUGGUGCUGUUUUUCCAUUAUUACAAAUGAGUCUCAUCACCCUGUGAUGAAGAAAAUGUCAAAAUGGAGAACCAACCAUCAAUGGUCACAUAUUGCCCCCUGCCCAAUUGAAAAAUAAAAGCCCUUUUUCUGUGUACGAACCAAACUUUUGAAAUAAAGAACAAUUAUGACAAACCGAAAGUUGAACAUACAGGGCUCCAGCAUCAAAAUGGAGAAUCAACUUCAAAUAGCUCCAGAGUGCCACCUUCAAAUUUAAAAAAAAAAAAAGUAAGCCCCACUCCUGUGUUUGACCAAAACCUUUGGAAUUGAUGUCACUUAUGUUUGACCUCAAGACAAACAAAAAUGGGUUCAAUGUUAAAAUUGAGGUCCUUCAAGAAAUAGCUACAUAGCACCCCCUUCAUACUUUCAAAAUGAAACCCCUGCUUCUUUGAGUGACUCAGACCAAUGGACUAACAGACACUUAUCUUGGAUCCAACUGAAAAUGGCACGACUGCGUUCUCUACAACAUUUCUAAAUGAAAGCCCUGCUCUGGUGCGCGUCCAAAACCUGUGGAAUUAGUGACACUGAAUUUGAACCUUAACACGAACAAAAGCAGUUUGAAUAUCAAAAUGGAGAUCCAUCAAAACAUGGCUCUAUGGCGCCACCUUCAAAUUUCUUCAAUGUGAACCACGCUCCCGUGUUUGACCUAAACCUAUGAAAUUGAUGUCACUUAUGUUUGACCUCAAGACGAACAAAAAGGGUUUAACUGUCAUAAUGGAUAUCCAUCAUAAAAAGGCCCCAUAGCGCCCCCUUCAAAAUUUCAAAACGUAAACCCGCUCCUGUGGUCCAGACAAGUGGAUUCAAUGACACUUAUCUUGAACCCCAAGAGGAGAAGAAAUGGGUUCCAAUGUAAAAAUUGGGGACCCAUCAAAAAAUUCCUUCAUUUCUCCCUCUACAAAAUUUCAAAAUGUAAGUUCAGCUCCUGUGUUUGACCUAAACCGAGGGAUUCAAUGACACCUACGUUGGACUCAAAGUUAAACAAAAAGUUUUCCACUGUCAAAAUGGAUUUCCAACAAAAAUGUGGUCAUAGCGCCCUCUACAAAAAUUUCAGGACUCAGUGCUGUAUUUGAAGUCUGGUGUAUACCCUGUCAAUAGGAAUGGAGCCAGGACCGUCCGUUGUGGAACCCCUGUACUUCCCAAUAAGGCCCAGAAACACAGUUCCCCAGCGUGAAGAACUGUGUGAUUCCUGUCAGGCAAUUUGUGAUCCAGGAAACACAGGUAGGAUCCACGCCCAUCUCUGUGGGCUUGUCUUUGAGUAUGAUUGGUUGGAUGGUGUUGAAUGUUAUGGUGACCUGUUGUUAUGAUGACCUGUCAGUUCAUUGACCUAUUGUUAUAAGUGGUAUCAUGAAAAUAAGACCAUCUUAAGAAGAGAGACUGAUUUUUAUUAGAAAACAUAACCUGAAACUGGAUAUCUCUUGCAGGGUUUUAUAGUCCUGAAUAUGUAAAGGAUUCGUAAUAUCAUUGACUAUGAAACCUUUUAAGUUUUUUUUUGUAGGAUCAGAUUAACAAAAAACAACUGGCACUCUCAUGAUCACUUCUAAUUGUACAGGAAAAAGUGAAAUAUUGCAAAAAGUAUUAAUGGUAGAAAGGUGAAAAGUACACCCCACUAGAUGGUGCUGUCAUACCAUAAUCAAAAAUUACUAUGGUUACAUUCUGACUGUAAACUUCUUUUGAGUACUUCCACAUUCCACGGGGAGGUUGUAAUACAUACAUUUUUAGGCAUUUGUCUAUCCGAAGCACCUCGACUGAUCAUUUUUCCUUGUAAUGCACAGAAGACAUACAAUUUUAGCAAUUCUUUUUUAUUUUUACCUUCAUCCAAGUAUUUUAGCUUCAGCUCUGUAAUAUUUUCUACAUUUUUAUGUGGGGAAGUCACUGAAGCACACCACUAGAUGGUGCUGUUUUUCCAUUAUUACAAAUGAGUCUCAUCACCCUGUGAUGAAGAAAAUGUCAAGAUGGAGAACCAACCAUCAAUGGUCACAUAUUGCCCCCUACCCAAUUGAAAAAUAAAAGCCCUUUUUCUGUGUACGAACCAAACUUUUGAAAUAAAGAACAAUUAUGACAAACCGAAAGUUGAACAUACAGGGCUCCAGCAUCAAAAUGGAGAAUCAACUUCAAAUAGCUCCAGAGUGCCAGCUUCAAAUUUAAAAAAAAAAAAAAGUAAGCCCCACUCCUGUGUUUGACCAAAACCUUUGGAAUUGAUGUCACUUAUGUUUGACCUCAAGACAAACAAAAAUGGGUUCAAUGUCAAAAUUGAGGUCCUUUAAGAAAUAACUACAUAGCACCCCCUUCAUAAUUUCAAAAUGAAACCCCUGCUUCUUUGAGUGACUCAGACAAAUGGACUAACAGACACUUAUCUUGGAUCCAACUGAAAAUGGCACGACUGCGUUCUCUACAACAUUUCUAAAUGAAAGCCCUGCUCUGGUGCGCGUCCAAAACCUGUGGAAUUAGUGACACUGAAGUUGAACCUUAACACGAACAAAAACAGUUUGAAUAUCAAAAUGGAGAUCCAUCAAAACAUGGCUCUAUGGCGCCACCUUCAAAUUUCUUCAGUGUGAACCACGCUCCUGUGUUUGACCGAAACCUAUGAAAUUGAUGACACUUAUGUUUGACCUCAAGAUGAACAAAAAGGGUUUAACUGUCAUAAUGGAUAUCCAUCAUAAAAAGGCCCCAUAGCGCCCCCUUCAAAAUUUCAAAACGUAAACCCGCUCCUGCGGUCCAGACAAGUGGAUUCAAUGACACUUAUCUUGAACCCCAAGAGGAAAAGAAAUGGUUGCCAAUGUAAAAAUUGGGGACCCAUCAGAAAAUUCCUUCAUUUCUCUCUCUACAAAAUUUCAAAAUGUAAGUUCAGCUCCUGUGUUUGACCUAAACCGAGGGAUUCAAUGACACCUACGUUGGACUCAAAGUUAAACAAAAAGUUUUCCACUGUCAAAAUGGAUUUCCAACAAAAAUGUGGUCAUAGCGCCCUCUACAAAAAUUUCAGGACUCAGUGCUGUAUUUGAAGUCUGGUGUAUACCCUGUCAAUAGGAAUGGAGCCAGGACCGUCCGUUGUGGAACCCCUGUACUUCUCAAUAAGGCCCAGAAACACAGUUCCCCAGCGUGAAGAACUGUGUGAUUCCUGUCAGGCAAUUUGUGAUCCAGGAAACACAGGUAGGAUCCACGCCCAUCUCUGUGGGCUUGUCUUUGAGUAUGAUCGGUUGGAUGGUGUUGAAUGUUAUGGUGACCUGUUGUUUUGAUGACCUGUCAGUUCACUGACCUAUUGUUAUAAGUGGUAUCAUAAAAAAAUAAGACCAUCUUAAGAAGAGAGACUGAUUUUUAUUAGAAAACAUAACCUGAAACUGGAUAUCUCUUGCAGGGUUUUAUAGUCUUGAAUAUGUAAAGGAUUCGUAAUAUCAUUGACUUUGAAACCAUUUAAGUUUUUUUUGUAGGAUCAGAUUAACAAAAAACAACUGGCACUCUCAUGAUCACUUCUAAUUGUACAGGAAAAAGUGAAAUAUUGCAAAAAGUAUAAAUGGUAGAAAGGUGAAAAGUACACCCCACUAGAUGGUGCUGUCAUACCAUAAUCAAAAAUUACUAUGGUUACAUUCUGACUGUAAACUUCUUUUGAGUACUUCCACAUUCCACGGGGAGGUUGUAAUACAUACAUUUUUAGGCAUUUGUCUAUCCGAAGCACCUCGACUGUUAAUUUUUUCUUGUAAUUCACAGAAGACAUACAAUUUUAGCAAUUCUUUUUUAUUUUUACCUUCAUCCAAGUAUUUUAGCUUCAGCUCUGUAAUAUUUUCUACAUUUUUAUGUGGGGAAGUCACUGAAGCACACCACUAGAUGGUGCUGUUUUUCCAUUAUUACAAAUGAGUCUCAUCACCCUGUGAUGAAGAAAAUGUCAAGAUGGAGAACCAACCAUCAAUGGUCACAUAUUGCCCCCUGCCCAAUUGAAAAAUAAAAGCCCUUUUUCUGUGUACGAACCAAACUUUUGAAAUAAAGAACAAUUAUGACAAACCGAAAGUUGAACAUACAGGGCUCCAGCAUCAAAAUGGAGAAUCAACUUCAAAUAGCUCCAGAGUGCCACCUUCAAAUUUAAAAAAAAAAAAGUAAGCCCAACUCCUGUGUUUGACCAAAACCUUUGGAAUUGAUGUCACUUAUGUUUGACCUCAAGACAAAGAAAAAUGGGUUCAAUGUCAAAAAUGUAGUCUCUUUAAGAAAUAGCUACAUAGCACCCCCUUCAUAAUUUCAAAAUGAAACCCCUGCUCCUUUGAGUGACUCAGACAAAUGGACUAACAGACACUUAUCUUGGAUCCAACUGAAAAUGGCACAACUGCGUUCUCUACAACAUUUCUAAAUGAAAGCCCUGCUCUGGUGCGUGUCCAAAACCUGUGGAAUUAGUGACACUGAAGUUGAACCUUUACACGAACAAAAACAGUUUAAAUAUCAAAAUGGAGAUCCAUCAAAACAUUGGCUCUAUGGCGCCACCUUCAAAUUUCUUCAAUGUGAACCACGCUCCUGUGUUUGACCUAAACCUAUGAAAUUGAUGACACUUAUGUUUGACCUCAAGAUGAACAAAAAGGGUUUAACUGUCAUAAUGGAUAUCCAUCAUAAAAAGGCCCCAUAGCGCCCCCUUCAAAAUUUCAAAACUUAAACCCCGCUCCUGUGGUCCAGACAAGUGGAUUCAAUGACACUUGUCUUGAACCCCAAGAGGAAAAGAAAUGGGUGCCAAUGUAAAAAUUGGGCACCCAUCAAAAAAUUCCUUAAUUUCUCCCUCUACAAAAUUUCAAAAUGUAAGUUCAGCUCCUGUGUUUGACCUAAACCGAGGGAUUCAAUGACACCUACGUUGGACUCAAAGUUAAACAAAAAGUUUUCCACUGUCAAAAUGGAUUUCCAUAAAAAUGUGGUCAUAGCGCCCUCUACAAAAAUUUCAGGACACAGUGCUGUAUUUGAAGUCUGGUGUAUACCCUGUCAAUAGGAAUGGAGCCAGGACCGUCCGUUGUGGAACCCCUGUACUUCCCAAUAA
Messenger RNA from Xyrichtys novacula (pearly razorfish), 21239 nucleotides. Lineage: Eukaryota; Metazoa; Chordata; Actinopteri; Labriformes; Labridae. The record is from the annotation of a GenBank genome assembly.